This is a messenger RNA of Chondrus crispus (carragheen), 186 nucleotides long. RefSeq lists its product as hypothetical. The transcript has a single exon. Bases 1 to 186 code for a protein of 61 amino acids. Lineage: Eukaryota; Rhodophyta; Florideophyceae; Gigartinales; Gigartinaceae. The record is from RefSeq and is a predicted model, not a curated record.
AUGACUUCGGUUUUGAUGAUGGGUUUCUCAUCAGCGGGAGGUUUAUCGCCCUCGCUCGAGCGCCGGGAGGCGACGGGAGUCGUAGACUUGUCCAUCGCGGGCGAAGGGGGUGGAUUGGGGUCGGGGAUGGCGGCAGAUCGGGAUAGCGGAAGGUCGCCGGAUGCUUGUGAGGAUGGGUUCUGGUAA